AUGUACUUUUUACCGUUAAAGGUACUUUUGCGUAAGAGUGAAUGUUUGCAGACACUUUGUAGGUCUUCUUCUAGAUUAGAAUACUCAAGGAAAUUUGCAGAUAGUACUUUUGCAAGUCCUCAAAAAUCAAUUUCAAUCAAAUACCGCUAUCGAGUUGUCAUCCAACUAUUCUCCGUCGACAUUGGUGGUCCCUAUUGGAAAGUUCCAACAGGUAGAAGAGAUGGAGUCAUAUCAAACUUAGUGGAAUCCAGUCAAAACAUUCCUGCUCCAUUUAACAACUUCACCACCCUCCAAACUCUCUUUGCCAAUCAAGGACUUAAUUUAAAAGACUUAGUCCUCCUCUCAGGUGCUCACACAAUUGGUAUCUCUCUUUGUACAUCAUUUUUGAACCGUCUGUACAAUUUUACUGGAAAGGGUGAUGAAGAUCCAUCACUUGACAGUGAGUAUGCAACAAAUCUGAAGACAUUUAAAUGCAAGAACAUCAAUGACAAUACUACAAUAGUCGAAAUGGACCCCGGAAGUCGAAACACUUUUGAUCUUAGUUAUUAUAGUCAAGUUGUCAAGAGAAGAGGUUUGUUUGAAUCUGAUUCUGCAUUGCUGACAAAUUCAGUUACAAAGUCUUUGGUGACUCAAUUUCUUCAAGGGUCACUUGAAAAUUUCUAUGCUGAAUUUGCUAAAUCAAUUGAGAAAAUGGGUCAAAUUAAAGUUAAGACAGGGUCACAGGGUGAGAUCAGGAAACAUUGUGCACUAGUAAAUAGCUUAGAAUAAGAAUCUUGUCUUGUUGAUUUAUGUUUUUGGGUGUCAUGUUUUGUCUCAAUAAGUCAGACCCUUAUGGUAUGGGGUGUUUUAUGUGUGUUGUAAUAAUUUUAAUAAUAAAUUGCUUCAAUUAAUUGUAAUUUAUAUUUUCUGGUAUGGUGGUACAUUAUGUUCUUGUUGUAAUAAAAGUAGAAUUG
This is a messenger RNA of Vicia villosa (hairy vetch), 953 nucleotides long. Its product is annotated as peroxidase 3-like. Gene Ontology annotation, cellular component: plant-type cell wall; plasmodesma. The transcript is spliced from 5 exons. Bases 1 to 768 code for a protein of 255 amino acids. Lineage: Eukaryota; Viridiplantae; Streptophyta; Magnoliopsida; Fabales; Fabaceae. The record is from RefSeq and is a predicted model, not a curated record. Gene Ontology annotation, biological process: response to oxidative stress. Gene Ontology annotation, molecular function: peroxidase activity; heme binding.